Messenger RNA from Papaver somniferum (opium poppy), 756 nucleotides. RefSeq lists its product as uncharacterized. The record is from RefSeq and is a predicted model, not a curated record. The transcript has a single exon. Bases 1 to 756 code for a protein of 251 amino acids. Gene Ontology annotation, molecular function: methylmalonate-semialdehyde dehydrogenase (acylating, NAD+) activity; malonate-semialdehyde dehydrogenase (acetylating, [NAD(P)+]) activity. NCBI's taxonomy places the organism in Eukaryota, Viridiplantae, Streptophyta, Magnoliopsida, Ranunculales, Papaveraceae. Gene Ontology annotation, biological process: L-valine catabolic process; thymine catabolic process.
AUGGAUAUUUCCAAGGAAAAGGAGAAGAUGUACGUAGUUAUUCAAAGAAAACACGUCGAUUUUAAGCAAAUGGAGAUGGUAUGCGAGAGAGCGGGGGAUAAGGAAGAAAGUCAGAAAAGAAAGAAUUACAAGUAUGAUAAGAAGACGACGAGGGUCUACAAAACUUCGUCGAAGAAGAUUAAAUGCCCGUUCAGGAUUGUGUUCAAAAGGCAUCAUGAAACUGAUCUAUGGAGAUUGUAUAGUAUUCCGGAUAGUCGUCACAACCAUCCUCCACCUAAAAGUCUCUUGGGACACCCAGCAUAUGCCCGAUUGAAACCACAUCAAAUGGAAAAGGUCCGUCAGAUGAAGGGAUUUAGGCCCUUUAAGAUCCUAAAUGCAAUAAGGGAGGAAUAUAAGACAAACGCGUCUACUAUUUCCACAAUCUACGCUGCCAAAGCAACGAUUAAGAGAACCGAAUCGGAUGGUAGAUUAGUUAUGCAACAAUCAGAGUGGUUGGCAGAAAAAUUAAACUACGCCAUGCAAACAAGGGUGGGUCCGGGCAACAAAGUAACUCAUAUUUUUCUUGCCCAUCCUAGGAUGGUGGAUUUGGCUCAAUUCUUUUACCAGGUCUUGCUCAUAGAUUGUACUUAUAAUACCAACAGGUAUAACAUGCCGAUGUUGAAUGUGGUUAGUCAUACUUCGGAUAAGCAAUCAUUUACCGUGGCAUGGUGCUUCAUGGAAAAAGAAGAAAUAGAGGACUAUGUUUGGGCAUUGUAA